AUGGAAUCUCAACAUACAGGGUCAGCCCUAGGCGCCCUAGGUGCAAACUUCAACGAAAAGCUCACAUGGAUGGACCACAGCGAGCUGCAACGCGUCAACACCCACUGGAUCCGCGGCUUCAUAGACAUGCAUCAAAUAGACACCCUGCAUGCUACCCAAGACCCCAACAUACAAGCCCUCUUCAGGGCCAUAGACGCCGACUAUCAAACAAUCCUCACUUUUAAGUGGAACUACACCAACCUCAGCUUCCCAGCUAUAUCCAGCGCCGCAUUUACCACCGAGCUCGAGCGUUUGGACCGCAUACUCCACGUAGUCAUGGGCAAAGUCAAUAUCCUAGUUAUCGGCAACGAGCCCUUCAUCGAAGUCCAGCCUGGUCAGGCAGAUACCCGAUUAAACAUCUUCUACGAAACGCUCGCCGACACGGUGAUCAAUUUCCGCAAUACACACGGCGGUUCAACAAGAUUAUACAUGGGUGCUCUAAACCGACUAGAUCUCCCCGCAAAACAAACCCCAGCCGUUGAGCGUAUGCUCCGCUUCAUCGCCUCAAAACCAGAGCUCGAAGGCGUGGAUCUGCAUCCGCACAUGCCCACUCUAGAGGGCCACAAACUCAUGCUAGAGUACGUUCUCUCGCGCAUUCGACCCGACCAGCGCUUCCUGGCGACCGAGUUCUCACUAGUCUGGCACUGGAAGAAGCACCUGGCGGACGUCGUGUCAGGGGCUUUUUGUGCUAGAUAUGGGUUUCCGGCUGGAAUUAGGGUUCAUGAGAUUAUUAGCGCUGCUAUGCAGAACCCGUGGCCCUAUGCUCAGUGGGAGGAUUUUCUAAGUCAGGAGUCGUGGUAUAUACAGCGUCGAUCCUUUCUUGUUAAUGCUAUGAAGCUCUAUCGGGCUACUGGGAGGCUUGAGGUCGCUACUUAUUCAUUUUGUCCGAUGCGGUUCAGAAAAUUGCCUCUUCCUGUGGGCGGGGAUCCAUGGAUGCUUAAUGGGGUUUAUGCGCCUUCGACAGUUCAGCUUCGGCCGGAUGGGUCUAGAUAUGAGAAUUUUCCUUGGGCAGAGGAGUUUCGGAAGGUGCAGAAGGGGGUAGUAUAA
This is a messenger RNA of Penicillium odoratum, 1086 nucleotides long. RefSeq lists its product as uncharacterized. The transcript has a single exon. Bases 1 to 1086 code for a protein of 361 amino acids. The record is from RefSeq and is a predicted model, not a curated record. Lineage: Eukaryota; Fungi; Ascomycota; Eurotiomycetes; Eurotiales; Aspergillaceae.